Molecule: messenger RNA, 9616 nt
Organism: Paramuricea clavata
Lineage: Eukaryota; Metazoa; Cnidaria; Anthozoa; Malacalcyonacea; Plexauridae
Source: the annotation of a GenBank genome assembly
AUGUUUGGUUUGUUUGGUUGGCUAAAAGAUGUUCCCACCACAGAACGAGUUCAAAAACUCUUAGAAGCUUAUCCAUGCUUUGAAGAUUAUGUAGAGGUAAAUGUGAAAAUUAUUUACUUCAAGUUUGGAAAAGGGAAAAUCCAAUAGAUGUUUUAUUUUUCUUGAUAAUUAUUUUUUACAGAUUAUUGAGAAAGCCAGGAGAAUUUUGUGGGUCGAAAGUACCAUGGGCAGCCCAGAUAGGUGUGUUGAUUUUAUUCUAGUUUCUGAAAGUGAAAUAGCUUUAAACACUCACAUGUGAAAUUAUCACAGUCACGAGAUGCUCAUGUGGGUGUUGUCAUCACCAGGACUCUCAUUUGUAUGGAAAUUUUCUUAAACUGAAGAAAUUUUGACCUUUUUAAGGAGACGUUUAAGGAAAUAGAAUUUUUAAGGAAUUUUGAGUUGAAAAAUACACUCCAAACGGUAAUUAGCUAUUACACUGUUUGUUAUACUUAUAAGUUAUAUCCAUCGACCUGAUGAAGUUUUUGGCAGUAGUAUAUACUGAAAUCGCUGAUCAUCUUCAAUUUUAUUGUUCGUACUAAGAGUGUGAGUGACACUGACUUGCUGUGUCUUUGAAGUACAGUUUUCAAACACGAAAUUUUUUGCAGCAAACUCUGCAUGAUGGUUCGUCAUUCGUGUUUUUUGGUGCAACAAUGUUCAAAAGCAGGAUAUUUUGUCCAUUCCGCUCGAAAUUUUUGUUUAUACUUUUUUUUAAAUCAGUUUAUUCAUUUUUGGAACGCUUCCCUCUGAUUCAUAAUCAGAAAAUUCAGAAUCUGCCAUUUUCCGAUGUAAAAAAGUUAUUUAUAUAUUUUCGCGCCAAUUGUGCAUAUGAUUGCGCACCACUGGAGUGUUCCCCGGAACCUAGGGCAAGUCUAAGGAAAUUUUUGUCGAUUUAAGUAAUUUUUACCACUGAGUUUAAGGAAAAUCUGGAAUUCCAUUCUGAAAGCCCUGGUAUUAAAUUACGUAUAGAUUAAAUAUAUAUACAGAUUAUAUUAAGUAAUGUAGGCUAUAUUGCUUAAGAGAAAUUUGUUUCUAUGUCUGCAUUUCGAUAGAACUCAGGUGCAUUAAUGCCUGGCUCCAAAUUCAUAAGGAGUGGGAAAAUAGGAAAAUUAACAAAGUACACUAUGACCCUCAUUUGUGGGUGAGUGUUGGAAAUCAACUGCCAAUAUUUUUCAAUUAUUUGGUUUCCAUAGAAACUGGUCUCGUAACAAGAUAUUACCCAUAUACUGCAAUUUACUAAUUAGAAACUUAAAGAUUAUGCCACAGAUAUGAAAAUGUUGCUGUGAAUACAAUAAUGUCUCGCACAAUGUCAAUAUAAUUUGCACUAAAAUGAUUGUUCCAGAUAACAAUGCUUACAAGUCUAAUUGUAGGACCAAAGUUAGCUGUACUCUAGACAAAAUCUACUUAUUAACGAAACACAUUAAUGGUGUCUUAUGUGCCCGCAAGUCCAAUGCGUUUUUCGUGUGAUGAAUUCACGCAUGCCAUGAUCAUUAUAAUAUAGGCCCCUGCUGUGAAACAAAAUAUUAUGAAAUACAAAUAUAAAAAGUAAGUAUUACCAUUUGCAACUAGUAAGUAGGUGCAUUCAAAUAAUAUGCAAGGAACAGAGAGAAUAAUAUAUACAGAAGUACAAUAUGAUAAGUACAUAUGUUUGUUUAUAUAUUUAGCAGAAUAUUCGACACUUGUCUGAGUCUUUAUAUGAUAUAAUAUAUUAUACAACGGCCAAUUUCAGAAGAAAAACUAACAGUUUACCCAUCCCUGCUGGUUGCUAUAGUGUAACAUAAUCCUACAGCUCAUAUUUAUUGUAUUUCAGUUUCAUUCGAACACCAAAACGCACUCAAAUGGCAACACGCUAGAUAUAUUUAAUCGCGCCAAGCAUUAAUCGUCCUGAGAAGUUCACUUCUUGAAUUUAAAGAACAAAGUUCAGGGUGGUAGAUUAUAAUGAAUUUUUCAGUAUAAAGACUGCAGCGUUUCGUUGUGUUGUUGUAGCUCUUGCAUUGCUUAAUAAUACGCCAGUUUAUGGAGUACUUGACCUUUGACUCUUUAAGUUGCCAGAUGUAUUUGCUCCGCUCUGUCGCAUUUCUAUACUUGCUUAAUCUGAACGAGCUAGCAUGGCAAUAAUAUCUGGAUUUGAACUCUCCUUCAGUAUGUCCGACAUACAAUUCCUUUUGAACUACAUCUACAUAGUCUACCCAUUACCGGCACAAGAACAUUUUGUACUCAAAGGCUGUUUAAGUACAAACGACAACAACUGGUGACAGAAUCUGCAUCGAAAGUAAACCUUCCGAAGAGAAUUAUUACACGGCAAGCAGCAAAGGCCCAAGCUGAAUUAGCGACGGUGCAAAAUCUCGAAGGCUCUUUUGACACAGUUCGCCACACAAGAAGCAUUAAAUAUACCAAGUGAACAAGAAGCAUCAUCAAACAAAACACUCGAAGCGAAGGUCAACGGAGCAAAACUAUAUACAGAAGAAAUCGACCAACGCGUAGAACAAAUACUAGACACACGACUAACUAAACAUUUAGCCGAAUGGCAAGAACAGUUUUUGCAUGAAACAAAAAAACUUUAUCAAAGGUCCUUUUUCAUUGCUGCAACAUGUUAUCAAUACAAAUUUCCAAUAUUUUGUUCUCUCAAGGAUAGUAUGGCACCAAUAUAAGUAUUGUGAUACCCACAAAAAAAAACACUCAAAUCAUGAUUAGCAAAAUGUCUUUAUUUCUACAGUUACUACAUACAUUCUUAGAUAAUCAUUACACCAUUGACUUUAGUUAUUAGUGGCAUAACCAGCCUCAAAAUUUGGUCAUGCUAUUCAAAUUUGAAAUAAUCACUACUCAUAUGUUUAGAAAUUGAUUGUUUUCACAAUCUAGAACAUGAAAAUAUUUGCAAAUAGCAUGGCCAAGUAGUGUUGUUGGGCUGGCAUCAUCAUAAUUAGUAGUUAUAAAAAAGUAAUGUUUUCCAAGGCAAUAAUGUUUUCCAAGGCAGUAAUGUUUGCCAAAGCACAUAAUUGGAUUAUGUGGUGAAUAUAUUUCCUUUAUAUUGUACCACAAAAGACCUAAGACUGUAACCAAACUGAUAUUAGAUCACCACGUCAUACCCAAAUCCGUUGUGACGAAUAUCUGGACUUCUUCCUGUAUAAAUUUCAAAGUCGCAAUAUAACCAUUAAGAUUGUCUGCAGCAACCCACAGCUUUACCCCCACAUAGUAGGUCACCUAGCUUUCAUGAACUGCCUAAUCCCCAACCUAUUUCUUGAUUUGACAGUGUGUUUGUCAACAACAAUAUCCUGUGACAGCUGGUACAGUUGUUGAUGCAGUUUAUUGCUGUAGUCUUUAGUACAGGAUCUACCAUAUUCACAAAUGCCAUAAGCGCUUUGUACCGAACCCGAGAAAUUAUUUCUAUUGCCCACAGACCAUGAUAUAAGGUUUUUACACUCCAAUAAUUUCCAAUCUCACUGUCGACCUUUAGCAAAACUGCAUAUACUAAAAGGCAAUCAACCUCUCAAGGUUGGUGGACUGCAAGACCCUUCUUUAUUAGUAUAUGAGGAUGACUUUUGAGUUAUUUGUAUGUGGGCACAUGUAUUGGUAUGGCCAGGAAACUACCUCCUGAAGCAUUCUCUUGGUAAGAAAGAGCUGAAUGAACUCAAGGUCACAGUUCAUACUUCAGGUGAAAGCUUGAUCGAAAUGGAUCCCGGACAUGUCAGUGAGGAGCAAAAUCUGGAAGAAUAUUCCUAGCGUCAGGAUUAUCAUAUCCGUCAUGUACUAUGGGGCCUAGUGGGGAUGCUAGACAGGGAGCUUUUGAAACCUUGGGUCCUAAUGCCUGGGCUUCCCUCUACCUCUACUCAUCUCCCUACCUUCCCUCUGGGUUGGGGAGUGGGGUUCUAUGACUCAUCAGAACUCUACUUCCCUGAGGCUAUGAAACAGGAACAGCAGAUAGGAACAGGAUCAAUGUAUUCGUCAGUGCAAAUAAAAACUUUUUUAUAGACAUGGUGCCACUUAAGAUUAUAAUAAGAGCCAAACUAGUAAGAUAUAAGUAUGACUACUUGGCUAUUAUGUAUGUAACAAACAACCAAACAUGUGCUCAAGGCUCAUUUUACUUUACCUAGGAAUCAGAGAUUUUUUUUAUGCCUAAAACACCAUAAAUUUUAGUCAACAAUAUAAAUAAAUACCAUUUAUAUUUGUCAAUUUCAAUGUGAAAGGAUUAUUUCAACACAAAAAAGUGAUGAGGACAUACUUGGUCGUACUAGUGAAGCUAUACAAAAUACAAAUAAAUUUACAACGCCAUGGCAACGGCAAAACAUUGAAAUAGAAAUUGUCUAGAAAUUAUACAAAUACUUGCCUUGAAACUCCAGACACGACUCCCAAUGCCAGGUUGAGAUACUUGUCUUCAUACGAAGACAUUCCAUCAUUACUAGCACUAUCAGUUUGCAAAAUAAAGCCAAGAACGUCUUCACAAUGCGAUUCAAACAACACAAUACAUUACAACGCUUGUGCAUUCUUGUGCGCGAUAAUCAGGAAAAUUGCUCUAAAAGGUUUGUUUUUCUGCCUAAGCCAAUCAAAAUCCGUAUCUAGGGUAAACAAACACUCUGGAAGUGAUUCCUGCAGUCUUUUACCAGGAAACUGUAAUGCUUUACCAAGAACUUGGCAUCCGAAGUUCGCCGAACACUUUCCGAUCACGAGAAUCGCCAUCAUAGGUUUAGAUUAUUUUGCAAUUUCCCGAGACUGCUCCGAGGAGCUAUAGAAUGGAAGAUGGCGAUUCUUUUGGUAUAUUUGUUAUUAUUAUAUGUUGAAAAGAAGCAAAGAUACAAGCAUUUGAAUCAGGCGGAACAUUCAAAAUGCAACAGCAAAAUUGAUAGAUAAUGCGUCAUUUGUAUAAAUUUCACCGCAUUGAUCAUUUCAGGGUAAGAAAUUCGCUUGAAAUUGAGCGAGAAGCAAUAAAGUUAUAUGAAUAUUUCUGAAUAUAUAGUGUCGAUCAAGCAGAAUUUUUUGGUGGUAUUUUCGUAUUUCUACUGCAAAUACUCGCGAAGUUCUUUAAUAUUUUUAAUCUUCCCGUCAUAUACGUCGGAAAUUAAUAUUGGAGGAUUGAAUUGAGUUAAAAGUGUUCAAAUUUCAUCUAUUUUUUCCCGGUUUGUACAAAAAUUUAAAAACAAUUAUCGUGUUGCCAUGACUAUAAACAUGCGAGCCUGCGUUCAGUGUUGGCGUAAUUUACGAAUACUUCAUGUUAAAACAAUGUUUGGAAAAUAUAGGCGAGGGGUUGUUUGCAUGCAUGUAUUUCUAGUACAAUGCUAAGAGCUUGAAAAUUCUGCUCAACUAUGUAAUUUUUGUUAGUCUUGUUUAAGGUAAAUACUUUUCCAUUUAAAAAUAAAGAUAAAAGCCAUGUUUUCCAUGCAAAGGCAACUUUUUAUUUUGUGUAGCACGUCUCCAUGUUUGUUUUGUUUUGAAGCAAUCUGUGACCGUUACUUCUUUAAACUAAAUUGCUUUAAUUGGUUUAUUUAAUCAUCACAAUGUUUUUCCACCAAUCAGAUCAGUUUGUUACAGAGUUUUGCACUGUGGUUGCAGAAAAUUGCACUGUGAUAACAAAAAAUUGCACUGCUGUUUGGGAUUAACUGCACUGAAAUCAACCAAUUACAGUCAAGUAAUAUCUUUAUGUAUAUUAUUAUAGUGGUAAUACACUAUCUGACUUAACUGAUCAUUCCUAAUUUUUUUUAUCAUUAACAAAAUCUGUAAUGUGACAACUAAAACUAAAAUCUAUAGGAGAGACUAUACAAACUUGAAUGAAUCAAAACUGAUUAAUGAGAUGACAUCAAUAGACUGGGAGGAGACUUUUUAUUUAUUACUCAAAGUUUCAGAGGUUGUUGAUAGGCAUGUUCCUUUGAAGAAAUUAACAAGAAAAAGAGACAAAGUUCAAUAUAAAACCCUGGAUGACCCCAUCACUAAAGGUAUCAAUUCGGAAAAAAAUAUCCUAUUUAAGAAGCAUUUACAAAAUGGAAGUGCAUAUCAUAUAUUCAAAUAUAGAACAUACCAUAAUAAACUGAGCAAGUUGUUAAUAGCAAGAGGUCUGGUCAGGAAUUAGAGAGAUAGUUAUUAAUAAAAAUGGCAUACAAGGAGUUCCAACUAAAUUGAUUAAAGAUGGUUUAGAGAUAAAGGGAAAUACAUUUAAUAAAUACUUUUCAACAAUAUGUAUAAAUGUGGCUAAUUCUAUUACUCCUGUAAGUGAAUCCCCUCUGGAAUAUAGCCCUGAAAGUUUUUUCUUUCUCCAGUAACUUCUCAAGAAAUUGAAUUAGAAAUUUUGAACUUAAAUAUCUCGAAAACCACAGGACGCUAUAGUAUUCCAACCAAUCCGCUAAAAAGCUUAAGUUGUUAUUACAGGAACUACCUGCGCUAUUUUAAAUUUUCCUGUAGAAAAGUACAAUUAAAAGGUACAGUUCCCUUAGAAAAAGAGCAAUUAUACAAAAUCGCCAGAUUUGUUUGAAUUUCACACAUUUUUGCGGAUGACUUGCAAACUUAUCAGAACUUGAACUAUUGAUUAACUCUUUACUGUUCGACGAUAAAUUUCAUAUUUUUCAUUCAAUUGCCUUCCAAUGUAAAUAUCUCAACGAGUAUUUAUGCUGUCAUAUAACAUUACACACCAAAACAAUUGUGUAUUUUACUCACCACUUGGCCAAAUAUUCUGUUUUCAUAUCGAGAAAAUCUUGAAUAUCUCUUGAACUCCUCGGAAUUCCCCACAAGUCAAUCUGAGUGAAAUAUUAUUUGUAUUCAAGUGCUUUCGUGUUUUGUUGUUGAUAUUACCGAUAUCUAAGUGUAUCUUAACAUUAUAAAAAUGCGUCUGUAUAGUUGAGCUUGGAUAACCAGAUUUUGGAGAGGACUGGUUAUCGCGACCUGGUGCCCAUGGCCGAAAAGAGAAAUUCUAUGAAGGAGGAGAUGCAGCAUAAAGAUAUGAAAAGGAAGAGAGCACGGCUGGAAAUGCCGGAGGGAAGUGCAUGGCUGGAAAUGCCGGGGGAAGUUAUUUUGAUCGGUGCAUUUUGAACAAAUUUGAGUUUGCGUUUUAUCAUAAAAAAUAUAUAGCUAUAGCUUAUAUCUAUCAUAAAAAAUAUAUAGCUAUAUCUAUAACUUUUGUAAUGUUUUGAUUGUAGUGUGUGUAAAAGCAGUAAUUAUAGUCUGUGCAUUUCUGCAUCAGGUUUUAUCUGUAUAAAACCCACACGGUGGGGAUUUUUUCCUGCAAAAUCGCUCAUUCAUUACCAGUCCUCUUAUUAAUUAUUUAGUGCGCGGAGAAGAAGCGUGGAAUUUGAUAUCAACACGCUCCAAACCCAUCGGUUUUUCGUAUUUUGCCGUUUAUUUCCGUAAGACUGUCGUUUUCUCUGACUACAAGCAGAGAGAUUGAGUCUUUCUUGUACGAUUGUUGUAUGAGACCAGAAACGACAAAAGCUUUGGGAUGAAUAUCAGCUUUGUUUAUUGUUCGUGGUAAGUCACAACAUUACGAAAAAUUUGUAGCGUACCUUAAAAUAAAAUGAUGUUUUCUCGUUCAUCGCUUAAGUAGCUGAAAAUUUAAAAUGAGGGCUUUGUUUGCCAGUAUUUCAAGAUCAUAUUCAUACAUAAUUCAUAAGAUUUGGUUUUAUUUGCAGGAAUUUACACGAGGGACUUUCUCGAGAAUUUUAAACUUAUGGCCAUGCAAGCACUUCGAUAUUGGCGCGUGGUCUAAAGAGCAGAAACGACUAAAGCAAAAGUCACUCGAACUAAACAAUACCAUAGCUGGAUUAAAUGAAGAUAUCGCAUCAAAGGAACAGGCCAUCAAAGACCUAAAACAAAAGGUGAGCUGGCGUUCGUCGGAAUGAUUAAUCUUGACUUGAAUGUCUAAAGUGUCCAUUACUCUAUUCUAGGUAUUAAACCCUGUAUAAGAAGGUUUUAUUGUGCAGCUAUGUGUGUCAUGCAAAGUUAACAACACUUCUCCUAUAGAUUUUAUUUGCUCCAGUGUGACAAAAAUAUAAAAUUAUGUCAAUGCUUUGACCAUGGUAGCUUGUUCAAAAGCUGAUGCAAGGUCAUGCUGCAAGGGUCUUCCCCAGAUGAGUAUAUUGCAAAUAAUUUUGUCUCCCCUUGUAUUGGCAAUGGAAAUUCUUUAGUGUUAGCAACAGUAAAUAACAAAUAAGGCUAAACAUGAGGCAUUGGGCCUAAUGGGUUUACUGAGAAAACCAGACAUUGGCAGACAUUUUUGUUAGCCAUUAACCCAUUAAUUGCCAGCGCUCUCCCUUUGAUGAGUAAAAUCGUCUGCCAUUGGACACCGUAAAACAAUUAAAGUAGGGCGCAUCGGGUCGCAAUGCAACCCAAUGGGUUAAGGUUCAACUGUCUUUGCUAAACAAGGAAAAGUGGAUAAAGUGAAGUAGCAAAUAUAGUAGGGCAAACUGGCCAAGGUACCAUUGUGCCAGAUUUGUCUCAUAGAAAAUAUUAAAUAUGUAUGUAUGUAAAAAUCUUCUGCCUUUCUUAUAGAGGGGUUCAUUACUGAAUAAACAAGUGAAACUUCCCCGCACAUCUUCUAUAAAAAAGCCAUCAUUUUGCACCCCGUCAAACAGUGAGAAGCUUGACCUACCUCAAAGUGUUGCCAGAAAGAGGAGAAAGUUAAUGUUUACCAAUGCUGUGGCGGUAAAUGCCCCAUCAUCUGACAACGCUGAAUCCAAAAGAGAAUACGCAUUAAAUGGUUUGUGGAAUACUUUCAUAAAUACUGCCAGUGAAUAUGAAGUGAAGCAAUACCUAUUAAAUUCUUCUAAAGUUAUGAAAAAGGUCCUACCAACCAUUGUCAAUACUGCUGUGAAUAGGUAUGAACUUGGCCAAAGCAACCUUGUUCGAUCUGUAGCAGUACUCUAUGAAGGUGGGAUAUCAAGCAAAAGCCAAUACAAUAGAAAACGAAGCAAAGAGAUCUUUGAAAUUGAUGAACGUGGAAGAAACACCAGGUCAAAUAUAUGGAUAAAUGCAAAAUUCCUAAGCUUGCUGACUACAAAACUGUUAUGAGGUUUGUAAAUAGUGUUGAUAUUGGUGAGUUACGUGAUAUUCCCAGGGCAAAGAAGACCAAGUUUGACAAAGGAGUGAAUCAAAUGGACGAUGAAGAUAAUGAGGGUGAUUUACAUCCCCCUGUUUCUGGAUGUUUCAGGGACUUAGAGUGCUUUCUUAUUAAAUUAGCUAAAUUGUAUCUAGUUAUUAACCAGAAACGCCCAGGCUAUUUAAAUUGGUUUGGGCUCCCAGUCGGUUCUUUUCAGGUUGCAAUAGGUGCCGACGGUGCCCCUUUUGGUAAGUAUAACCAAGCAACAGCAUGGUGUGUGUCCUUUUUGAAUGUUGUAGAUAGAAUUACCAGUUGCAAUGAAAACCAUUUGAUUUGUGGGGCCAACUGCUCAGAAGAGCAUCCUUCAAUGGUUGAGUAUGGCAAACUAAUAAGGAAAGAUAUUGAAAGAAUUGAAAAAAAAAGUUUAUGUUUUUGACGGGAUAAGUAAUUUCUUUUGCAUUAGCACCAUCGGACAUGAAAUGGCUAGCCUUUAUAUCGGGAGAAUUGCCAAAUUCUGCAAGGUAUUUUCUGUCCUUUGCAAAUGUAUCAAAAGAUGACAUUGCAAAG